Messenger RNA from Alternaria arborescens, 1455 nucleotides. RefSeq lists its product as hypothetical. Lineage: Eukaryota; Fungi; Ascomycota; Dothideomycetes; Pleosporales; Pleosporaceae. The coding region runs from base 1 to 1455 and encodes 484 amino acids. Gene Ontology annotation, cellular component: fungal-type cell wall. Gene Ontology annotation, molecular function: acid phosphatase activity. The record is from RefSeq and is a predicted model, not a curated record. The transcript is spliced from 2 exons.
AUGAGGCUUCUUGUUGUUUCCCUCGCUAUCAGCAGUACUGCUGUCGCGGCGCAAGAUAAUUUCAACAUUUUCCAGCAUAUUGGUGGAAACGGACAAUGGUUCCCUGGUGAAGAAACGACAGGCAUCUCUUCUGAGAUACCCACUGGAUGUAAAGUCGAUUUGGCUGCUUUCUUUUCUCGUCACGGUUCACGGUACCCUGACAGAGGCGCGUACAACGGGUGGGUUGAAUUCGCCGAAUACAUCCAAGCAGCAGGCAACUUCACCGUCAAUGACGAGAAGCUCGCUUUUCUCAAGUCCUGGAAGCCGGUACUCUCAGAUCCCGAUGCUCAGAUCGCCAAUAUAAGCCCCACUGGAUGGAGAGAGCUUCACGAUAUGGGUACCACGUGGCGGCUCCGCUAUCCUGAUCUGUACGAUUACAACACCGCCUUUACUAUGUGGGCGAAUUACUAUACUUCAGGUCCCCGUGUACGGGAUAGCGCACGCUUGUUUGCUCAAGGUUUCGUGGGGCCCAACGCUACGGAUCUUACCACUAUCUAUGCCCUCAACGCGAGCGAUCCUGCCAGUUGGGGCAAUACGCUUGCACCCAGUGAUCUCUGCAAGGCUUACAAUGACGCAGGUGGUGGCCCUGCAAAGGACACAUGGGACUCCAUAUAUCUUCCUCCGAUCGCGUCCAGGCUCAACGCCAAGAUUAAGGGUGGUUUGAAUCUCACGACGAGUCAAGUCGACCAGAUACCCUACCUAUGUGGUUUCGAGACCCAGAUCACUGGCCGACGGAGCCCUUUUUGCGACAUCUUCACUGAUGAAGAAAUCUUGCAGUACGAGUAUGCGCAGGAUUUGCGUUACUGGUACGGCACUGGCCUAGGGUCUGACAUCGAAAAGUAUCAGAUGCUGCCAGUCGUCGACAUGACCGUACAACGCUUUGUUGAUGGUCCAAAUGCGACUUACCAAACGGGCAAUGGGACCUUUGUUCCCCCAAAGAUCAUGGCCAAUUUCGCGAACGAUGGCCAAAUCAAUCAGCUCGCUGCUGCAAUUGGUGUUUUCGACGGCCAACAGCAACUUCCUGGCAAUAUGUCCCUACCGAACCGCAUCUUCCGUUCAUCCCAGGUUGUGAAGAUGCGCGGAACAAUUGCAUUCGAACGCCUCUCCUGUCCUGCUGCUGCCCAUGAUGGCAGCUACGGCUACAGUGCCCAUAGCGAUUACAACAGUACUGCAUCCGAAGAGGCCUUUGUACGAAUCCGCAUCAACGAGGUCGUAUAUCCUGUGGUGGGCUGUACCAGUGGUCCUGGCUCUUCAUGCCCGUUGUCGCAAUAUCAAAGCAUCAUCAACGCGAAGCGUGCAGAAGCCGGCGAUGUGACCAAGCUAUGCAAUAUGACCGGUGAAGGCCUCGCACCCAAGCCGGAGGCAACUUUCUUCUUCGACAAUACACUGCCCUGGCAGUCAGUUGUGAAGCCGUAG